GACACGUUAGCCAUCACAUCUUUUGUGGUCUUUUCUCACACUUUAACGGCUUUAAACUAGCGAUUGGUUUAACGUUACACGUGCUACAUUGUCAGUAAGCUAUACACGUACCUAAAUAGUAUAAACUUGCAUAAAGCUUACUGUAAUACUUUGUAUAAAUUUAUUUAGCAUCAUUUCCAAACUCAACAAACAUUCCUGAGGUUGCGUUGAACGGAUCUCAGUGUGUACAUCACGUGUUCAUGACGAAUAAGGAAGUUCCGCGUUGCAAAAAAGCUUGGCCUUGUCUGUUGAAUUAGCGUGGUUUUACCGUGGUUUUAAGGUUGUUUUACCACAUUAAAAGCGACAGAUGUCGCGGAUUAAGUUUUUUUAGACGAUGAAAGCGGCACGUAUAUAUUUGUUGUUACAUGUUUUGUUGACAACCGGCUUGCUGGUAAACACGUUCGAUCCGUUCACAACAACAGUGGUGAUCGGCAUCGGUGCGACUCUGGGCCGGACGAUCUACAAUUACUUACAUGAAAGUUGCAGUUCGAAAUGGAUAGCCUUCAAUGCGACAGGUCUCAAGGUUGACAUGGAAAACAAACUGUUUGGACAGCACAUUGCGUCACGCAUCAUUUUAAAAGCUGUGAGUGGAUUCAUGAGCAAUGGCAACCCGAAGAAGCCCCUGGUGCUCUCACUGCAUGGAUGGACCGGUACAGGGAAGAACUUUGUUAGUCAGCUGAUUGCUGAAAACAUUUAUAAGGAGGGAAUGAACAGCAGCUAUGUUCAUGUUUUCACAUCCACACUUCACUUCCCACACCCAAGUCAAAAUCUUGAGUACAAGUCUCAGUUACAGCAGUGGAUCAAGGGCAAUGUCAGCAACUGUGAACGCUCCAUGUUCAUCUUUGAUGAGAUGGACAAGAUGAAUCCUGGCUUGAUUGACAGCAUUAAGCCAUACCUGGACUACUAUGACAAGCUGGAUGGAGUUUCUUAUCGGAGAGCCAUCUUCAUCUUCCUCAGGUAAAAAGCUGGAAGCAUUCCUGAGGGUUGGUUUAUGCUCAAUCAGAACUAGUUUGUACAGCGUGUUGUCUGACCAGGUCAGAAUUAAAAAGUGUUUAUGGCUUUUUCCAAAUGGUCACACUCAAAGGCGGAGUGAACAUUUUUUCAGACAAUCUUUCCUGGAAGGCAUUCCUAGUGUUGUACUUGGAUAUUCGCUUGAAAAGUGACAGUUGGGUCAAGAAUGAAAAAACAGAGCUAGAGAGAGAAGUUAAAACCCUAACUUCUUUCUCACCUCAGCACAGCUGGCCAAUCAUGGCGUGAAGAGAGUGUGAGUGUUAGAUUGUUGGUUUUGGAAAGGUUACAGAAAUGGUCAGACAAAAACUCUUCUAAUCCGAUGUUGGAAAGAAGUGUGGGGAAGGGGUUUUUGAAGUGAAAUGAAAAAUAUAAAUUUA
Messenger RNA from Xiphias gladius (swordfish), 1427 nucleotides. Its product is annotated as torsin-1B-like. Gene Ontology annotation, biological process: nuclear membrane organization; protein localization to nucleus. NCBI's taxonomy places the organism in Eukaryota, Metazoa, Chordata, Actinopteri, Istiophoriformes, Xiphiidae. Gene Ontology annotation, molecular function: ATP hydrolysis activity; kinesin binding; ATP binding. The transcript is spliced from 3 exons. Bases 374 to 1000 code for a protein of 208 amino acids. The record is from RefSeq and is a predicted model, not a curated record. Gene Ontology annotation, cellular component: endoplasmic reticulum lumen; nuclear envelope.